Molecule: messenger RNA, 408 nt
Organism: Puccinia triticina
Lineage: Eukaryota; Fungi; Basidiomycota; Pucciniomycetes; Pucciniales; Pucciniaceae
Exons: 6
Coding region: 1-408 (135 amino acids)
Biological process (GO): cytoplasmic translational elongation
Cellular component (GO): cytosolic large ribosomal subunit
Molecular function (GO): structural constituent of ribosome
Source: RefSeq, a predicted model, not a curated record
AUGAAAUAUUUGGCAGCCUACCUACUCCUCAACCAAGGCGGGAACGACAAGCCUUCCGCCGAAGAUGUCAAAGCCCUCCUCAGCUCAGUUGGCGUUGAUUCCGAAGAGGAACGACUCCAGAAGCUGAUCUCGGAACUCAAGGACAAGACGAUCGCCGAUCUGAUUGCCGAAGGAUCGACUAAAUUGGCGUCUAUGCAUGUACCUGCUCCAGUGCAAGAAGAUAACCAUAGACUCCCAGUCAAAGAACAAAAGCAUUGUAGCCCUUAUGCCAAGACCCUCAAAGCCCUUACUUCUUGUAAUUCUUUGAUAACUCCAACAAUCACGGCCGCCUCAUCACAGGCGCCCCUCCCUUCAAUCCCCACUUGGUGUUCGCCACCAGCACCUCAGCUAUCAUCAUCCGGACCUUGA